Exophiala xenobiotica is the source of this 1653-nucleotide messenger RNA. RefSeq lists its product as uncharacterized. Lineage: Eukaryota; Fungi; Ascomycota; Eurotiomycetes; Chaetothyriales; Herpotrichiellaceae. The transcript has 5 exons. Gene Ontology annotation, molecular function: hydrolase activity. The record is from RefSeq and is a predicted model, not a curated record. Bases 7 to 1359 code for a protein of 450 amino acids.
AGGGUGAUGGGAGAGAGUGGGAGUUCCAAAAUGACCCAGACCGAGACACCGGAGACGACGAAUCCCUCCACCAGGCCUAGCCGGGAGGUACCAAGUUGGGCCCGAUCCGCAAGAGAUCCCGCCCUGCCAUUGGUCCUUAGGCGUAGCCUUCCUCCAUUGACCAUGGAACCUGUCCUACAGCCAUGGACCGUACAGCCUCCGUCAUUGCCUGUGACACCUCCCGUUCCUGUGGAGCAAUUCACCGGGAGACUUAUCCUGCAGCGAUUGGACCCCGAAGCCCGAAGGGUUCUCAGCCAAAAGUACGUUUUCUUCCACGACAACGAGCUCCAGUAUCAUCCCACAAGGACCUUCCACCCGUGGAAGCCAGAAUAUCGAACCCACCCGUCUCCGCUAUCUAUAUGGAGUUACAGUUGCUAUCCCACCACGUUUGUCGACUACGACGUUCCCGAUGCCUCCAAGGUCCGAGUCUACAUGCCAAGAUUCGGUGCCCGCCGCUCCGGGGUGCCGGCAUUGCUGUGGUGUUCAGGAGGUGGCAUGGUGCUUGGAAACAUUGACAGCGACCAAGGCCUGCUCACACGAAUAGCCAGCAAGCUGCAGUGCGCCGUGGUUCAAAUCGACUAUCGUCGUGCACCAGAGCACCCAUACCCGACACCAGGCAACGACGUGGCUGCGGGCUACGAGUACGUGUACCGCAACCGCAGCCGCAUGGGCCUCAAUGGCUGUUUCGUUCUGGGCGGCGCAUCAGCCGGGGCAAACCUGGCUUUCGUCACCGCCCUGCGAAGAGUGCAGGCUGGCCUGCCGAUGCCCGUUGGCGUACUUCUCGUUGCACCGGCGCAGCUUGACAACACGCUGACCGUCGAAAGUUUUGACGGCUGGAGGAACAUGCAGCAUGCUCCAUGGACCGGUGUCGAUGCGGCCAUGAGUUUCAGGCAACUGUACCUUCCUCGUGGAGGACAUGCGAUAGAUUGGCAGCAGAAUCCCCUGAACUUCCCGGAUGAGAUUUUGAAGGACGCUGUGUUCCCACCGACGUUCAAUCUGCUGAUGGGUGUCGAUCUGUUCCUCGAGGAAGGAAAGAUGCUCACGGCCCGGCUGCGUCAACAUGCGCACGUCGUGAGGGAGAAGAUCUUCCCCGGUCUCCCGCACAUGGCCCCUGCGAUGGGCAGAAUGUUUCCCGAGGUGCUAAGAGAGAUACGAAAGAUUCUCAAAACCUUCUUCACCGUUGACGCCAUGGUGUACCACGACUUGCCCGGAGACCACGCCUUGGACGUGGGCAUGUCCCCACAGCACUGGCUGGCCGAGAUGUGUGCCGAAGAUGAUGAGGAUGUGUGCCAAUGUAACCGCACCGGCGUGCGUAGGUAGGCUGCGGCGGCGCUGGCAGUCUCGGUUGCAAGGUGGAAAUUCACCGUUACGACGGUGUGAUCAUGGGCAAAUUGUAAAACCUGGAGACGGUUGGUCAUGGGAAGAUUGGAAAACCCUUGGAGGUGGUUUGAUCAUGGGCAAAUUGCCAAAGAGAAAGGAAGGCUGAGCUACAAAGCAACGAGUCAGGCGGCGCUGGCGGUUCUGAAUCACACGAGGAAUACUAAUGUAUGACGGCUUGGUCACGGAGAAAAUUGCAAAAACAUGAGCUACAUAGCAACGAGUCUCGGAUAUCAG